Messenger RNA from Gamsiella multidivaricata, 2571 nucleotides. RefSeq names its product pyridoxal phosphate-dependent transferase. The record is from RefSeq and is a predicted model, not a curated record. The transcript has 3 exons. Bases 1 to 2571 code for a protein of 856 amino acids. NCBI's taxonomy places the organism in Eukaryota, Fungi, Mortierellomycota, Mortierellomycetes, Mortierellales, Mortierellaceae.
AUGGACCCCGAAACAGCACUGGCCCAUUGGACACGACUAAGCAAGAAAAGCACCAAAGAUUUUAUAAAGACCAUCCAGGAGGAUAUCAUCGCAUCUGACAACAUCCAGGAUCCGGUCUUUGGCAAGAAAAAGUCAACCUAUGUCGACUGGAUUGGGUCGAACAGGGCGCUCCGAACUUUUGAGAGCAUCAUCAAUGAAACUGUCCUUCCGUAUUGCGCCAGCACACAUUCGCACACCACCUCAACAUCUCGGUCAACAGCUGCUGCUAUACACCACUCACGUGCUGCCGUUGCUAAGAGCCUUAAUGCUCAAACUGUGAAAGGACAUCAGCACGAAGCUGUUGUCAUAUUCUGUGGCGGUGGUGCUGCGCCAGCAAUCCUCAAGCUCAGGGAUACGUUUAGACUUGCAGAUGAAGCAUUUUGGACUCAAAUGUCGGCCGUUGAUCAACAGCGCGUAACAGCUAGUCAGGCCACCCCAUCAACUACUGCACCUCUGUUCGUGGAAUCGUUUGAUCGUUUGCCUUCAGGAUCUCGACCGGUCGUGUUUAUAUCCGCUCAAGAAAACGACUACAACAUCGUACCAUGGAGAGACAGCGUCGCGGACGUGGUGGUGAUUCCAGAUACUGCAGAUUGUGUCCCGGACCUGAGACAACUCGAAGAGCAAUUGGUUCUACACUGGGAAAGACCUCUGAAACUAGGAUCCUUUUCUGCCGGCAGCGGCUUGACCGGCGUCUUGAACAACACUGUAGCGAUUGCAGAAAUACUGCAUAAAUACGAUGCACUCGCAUUCUUUGACUACUCAGAAGUAGGCGCCUACACUCCAAUCGACAUGAACCCUCGCCCGAGCAACAGCUAUACCAUGAUGCGCGACAGCAGGGCCUACAAGGACGGCGUCUUCAUCAACCCGAACACCAUGCUCGGAGGCCUUGGUUCAUCUGGAAUCCUCGCCGCGCGGCUCGAGAUUUUUUCUUGGACAGAGCGGCAUGGCCCCAUGGAGAGGAGCAAGUAUAUUCCAGCGAGACCAGGUGUUGGAGCAGUCGACUUUGCCAUGCGACGGAUACACAAGUACGCCGAUAGCGUGGUCGUUCGAGAGGAGGCAGAUACCCCCAACACCCUGGCAAACAUUCGAGCAGGUCUCACAUUUCGGUUGCAACAGAUCAUGAACCCGAGACUUAUCCUGGCCAAGGAGAACUGGCACGCAGCAGAGGUUUUUCAGCGACUCUCCAACCCUGGCAACAACAUCGUGAUUCUGGGCACACCCAAGAUUGAACGCAUUGCGUUGUUUUGUGUAACGGUCUCCGUCCCUCAGCUGUCGACUCCCCUGAAGCAGCUGCAGAUCCACUAUUCGUUGCUGGGCAUGAUCAUGAACGAUUUCUUUGGAGUCGAGAUGGGUUGUGGACGCGUGGCUGCUGGACCCUAUGCCAUGGAGCUCCUCAAGGUUAACACUAUCAAAGAAAAGGCCAUGUGGAAUCUCUUACUUGGAAAUAUUGCUGAUGAGAAGGGAAGGUUCGGGGACCGAUGGGGCUCCAGGACAAAUGUUGGAUGGAGCAGCGCAGCGAGAGACGGUGAGCCAGGAAAUGAUGACAUCCAUGUGGACAAAUUGUCCUUGCCAUUCAUGAAGCCUGGGUUCGUACGGUUUAACUUUCCUCAUUUCGCGCGCGAGAAGGAUGUUGAUUUUGUAUUGGAAUCACUCGAAUGGGUUGCGCAGUACGGAUUUUUACUGAUUCCGCUCUACCGCCUGGACACGAUGUCCGGCACCUGGUCGGUGCGUCCAGUCGUCCGCCAUGCGAUCUGUCGGUCCUUGAACUCCAAGCGACUCAACAGCGGAAAUCGUGCUGACUAUAUCCGGGUGGCAACUGAUUGUAUCUACGGCCUUCAGACACUAUUCAAGUUACAGCAAAAGGAGAUUUUGGACAACACUUCUUCAUCACCCUAUGCACCCUCCGAAACUGCCCCUACUGGAGUGUUUCACCCUCUCAACCAAGCAAGAAGAUCCCUCCGCAACCUCUUUUCCGGGAGCAGGACUCACCUGCCGUCUUCAAGUGCUAGCCUUGCGAUGUCCACAACGAACGUGCCUCAGACGAUACCCUCGCCAUACCCACACCAAGAAAAUUUUUCGUUUAUUGGUCUUCACGCGAACAACUCGUCCAUGUCUAUGACGUACUACCCACCUCUCCCGACCCACGCCCUGAUGGAGGAUGCCAGUCCAUUAGGACGAGGUGGCGGUCCCUCCAGCGCAGAUUUGUCGAUCGAGGUGCUAUCCGGUACGGAUUCCAGUCCCCGAUCCUUCGGUAGUUCGUCUGGCACUACCGCUGUUGCGAUAUCACCGCCCAAGUGGUAUCGGCAGUCCACCUCCGAUACGAUCACGAAGGACGCUUUAGAGGAGUUAUCAUGGGCGAGACUUGAGGCUGAGCUCAGUGCUAUUGAGACAAGUGCGCUCGCGAAGCAGCUGCGAUGGUUUGUCAGUCCAUUGGAGGUAGCAGAGCUCUACGUAAGCAAUUACUCAGCCGGGCCUGGAUCGUUACCCUGUUUCCCCCCACGAAUCGCCAAGAAGAAUGGCUGUAAAGGCUAG